ACUAUCAUCAACAACAUUAAAGAUUUAUUCCAUUCGUGUUUUUUUUUAAAGAAUCUUGUUUGGAGUCCUCGUAAAUCCAACGUAUAAGCCUCUCAAACCCCCAUUGAUGAACUUUCACAGAUCUCAAUUUCCCUAUUAACAAACUUACUAACCAACCAGCAAACUGUUGACCCUUCGAGACUUCUCUCUGCUACUCUUUUUUUUUUUUCCUUCUCUCAGGUAAAACGUCAAGCACCUUAAAUACAAUUAUAUAACUAUAGUGUAUGUAUACAUGUAUGUAUUUUUAUAACUUUUUUCUUUUCUUUCUUUGAUGCUUUUGCUUUAAGAUUUGGACAAAGAUGGCUGUUGUAAUGAAUUUGAUGUUUUAGUUUUGCUAGCAAUUUUGAGAGAAAAUGAACUGUUCUUUUCCUUUUUGUUUUGUUUUUACAUAUGGGUAGAAUUAUACUGGAGGAUUACCAAAAUUUGAGCUUGGUGGGUUUUGCUUGAGGAUUGUGGGACUUGGAGUGAUUUUUGGGUUUUUGAAUUGGGUGGGUUAUUGGUUGGGGGUUGUGUGAUUUGGCAGAAAAUAGGGGUUGAAUAGGGUUCAGAAGCAGCCAGUUUUGUGGUGGGAAAUUGUGGGUUAGAUAAUUGAGGUUGAAUUUUGGUUGAAUUUUUACAUUGGGUAUUGAAGAGUUGAGCUUUCUGAACAACUGACGUUAGUAGUUGGGACUGGAUUUUGGUUUGCCUAGGUGGUUGGUGAUUUUGUGUUUACCUUGUAUAAGAAGCUUAAGACUUUUACUGUUUUGUGCCAAUUUAUCGGCUUUUUAUUAUGUACAAAGAGCUUGUAAAAUUGUUUUCUGGAUAAUAUUGCCCGGAAAUUGGCGAUAUAAAAGAAGCUGAGAAUUUGAUUGCUCUGGCCUAUCUCAUGGUAUUGAUUAAGAAAUUUGGAUACACACCAUGGGACAUGGAACUAAGAGUUUGAUUGUAUUGCACAGUUUCUUUGGAGAUUGAUGAUAUAUAAGAAGCUUGAGAAUUAUAUUGCUCGGGGGAAAUUUUUGGUGAUUGAAAAAGGAUUUAACUUGAUUGACACUGGAGGGAAUACAGAUGAGAAUCUAAGAGUUUGUCAACAAAUUUUUAAGCUUGAACAUAUAUAAGGAACGGGAAAAUUGUUUCUGUCAAUUUUUAUUUUUAUGCUGGUUAUGGUUUGCUCUAGGGAAUUGAAUUAGGUUAGGGGGGAUUGAGAAUUGAGAUAAAGGGUUGCACAUACAAUGGAUGAAGCUCAAUGCAGUUCCAAUGCGUUGCCUCCUUUCCUCACAAAGACAUACGAGAUGGUGGACGAUCCCUCCACGGAUUCCAUUGUUUCUUGGAGUCAGAAUAAUAAAAGCUUCAUCGUGUGGAAUCCACCAGAAUUUGCUAGGGUUUUGCUGCGCAGAUAUUUCAAGCACAAUAACUUCUCCAGCUUUAUUAGACAACUCAAUACAUAUGGAUUUAGGAAAGUUGACCCUGAGCAAUGGGAAUUUGCUAAUGAUGAUUUUGUUAGAAGUCAGCCACAACUUCUGAAAAACAUCCACAGACGCAAGCCAAUUCAUAGUCAUUCCCUACAGAAUCUUCAUGGACAAGGAGCUUCUUCAUCUCCACUAACUGAGUCAGAAAGAGAUGGAUAUAAGGACGAUAUUGAGAGGUUGACAUGCAAAAAAGAAUCCCUUCAAAUGGAGUUACAGAGACAUGAACAGGAGCAGCAAGGAAUUGAACUGCAAACUCAGACUUUGUCUGAGCGUUUGCAACAUGUAGAACAGCGGCAAAUGAAUAUGUUAUCAGCCUUGGCUCGAGUCUUACAAAAACCAGAAGUUUCUCUGAAUCUCCUGCCGCAAUCCGAAAUACAUGAUAGAAAGAGGAGGUUGCCAAGAAACAAUUAUUUUACUGCUGAUGCCAGCAUUGAUCGUAAUCAAAAAGGAACUUCCCAGAUCUUGGCUGGAGAAAAUUUAAGUGGUAGUUCUCUUUCGGUGUUCAACAAGGAAUUGUUGGAGAAGUUGGAGUCUUCCCUUAUAUUUUGGGAGAAUAUUAUACACAGUGUUGGUCAAGCUUACAUGCAACAGAAUUUAUCCCUGGAGUUAGAUGAAUCUACAAGUUGUGCAGAUAGCCCCACUAUGUCUUACACAGAAUUAAAUGUUGAUGGCGGGUCUAAAACUUCUGGGAUUGACAUGAAUUCUGAACCUUUUACUGCCAUUGUUCCAGAGGUUGCUGCGUCAGAAGAGCAAAUAGGUGUCACUGUGUCUACUGGGGUCAAUGAUGUAUUCUGGGAGCAGUUUCUUACUGAGAAUCCUGGAUCAACUGCUGCAUCGGAAGUUCAGCAAGAAAGAAAAGAUCUUGACAGCAGAAAGAAUGACAGCAAACCUGUUGACCAAGGGCACUUUUGUUGGAAUAGAAAUAGUGUGAGUAACCUUGCAGAGCAAUUUGGACAUCUUACUCCCGCAGAGACAUGA
This is a messenger RNA of Ilex paraguariensis (yerba mate), 2462 nucleotides long. Lineage: Eukaryota; Viridiplantae; Streptophyta; Magnoliopsida; Aquifoliales; Aquifoliaceae. The record is from the annotation of a GenBank genome assembly.